Myotis davidii is the source of this 1308-nucleotide messenger RNA. Its product is annotated as apolipoprotein L2-like. NCBI's taxonomy places the organism in Eukaryota, Metazoa, Chordata, Mammalia, Chiroptera, Vespertilionidae. Gene Ontology annotation, cellular component: myosin complex; extracellular region; membrane. Gene Ontology annotation, molecular function: lipid binding. The annotation marks the transcript as partial. Gene Ontology annotation, biological process: lipoprotein metabolic process; lipid transport. The transcript has 4 exons. The record is from RefSeq and is a predicted model, not a curated record.
AUUAUGUAACAUGGAUCUUAUUGGGCCCAUUUUACGGAAAAGCAAACUGCCUUGGUUAAUCAACUGUCCUUCAUGAUUGCAGGGAUAAGGCAGAUGCGCUCUAUGAAGACUUGAGCCAGCUGGGAAGACUCGGGGCCUUGGACCGGCUGCACAGGGAGAGGUUUAUGAAGGAGUUUCCUCAGGUGAAACAGGACCUUGAGAAACGCAUAGGAAAACUCUAUGCACUUGCAUAUGGUUUUGACAAGGUGCACAGGGACUGCAACAUCACCCACGUGGCGGCCUCUACCACCGGCGUUGUGUCUGACAUUCUGACCAUCGUUGGCCAGUCUCUGGCAUCUGUGAACGCAGAGGCUAGUCUGGUGCUCUCGGCAACUGGGAAGGGACUGGGGGCAGCAGCUGCUGUGACCAGUGAGUUAGCCAGAUUGGUGCAAGACUUUAACCACGAAUCAGCAGAAGCAGAAAUCAGGAGCCUAGGGUCAACUGGCAGCAACAAAUGGAAGGUGUUUGAGGACGUUGUACGUCACAGGAAACCCCAAGCUGAUGUCUUAGCAAAGAAGUGCUUCCAGUCCCUGCAAGACAUUGUGAACAAUGCCGAAGCCUGCAAGGUAGCCCGGACCAAACCCCACUUAGCAGCCGAGGCCAAGAGAUUCCUGCGCACGGGGGCAACCUCAGACGAAAGCAGCACACAGCUGCAGCAAGCUUUUGGAGGCACUGCUCUGGCCAUGACCAAGGAAGCCAGGAUGGGAGAUAUAGCCACUUCUGGUGUAUCCUUAGUGAAGGACACCUUCAGCCUUGUGCAGGAGUCGAGGCGCUUGCAUAAGGGGCAAAAGACACAGUCAGCUGAAGAGUGCAGGCAGGAGGCCCAGGAGCUGGAGGGUUGGCUGAGGGAACUCAGCCACAUACACAACAUUGUACAGAGGGCAGAGCUGGGGCGGCGCAGCAAUCUGGUCUGCAAGAAGAUAGAGGAGAUGGUCAGGUCCAAGGACAACGUAGGCAUGAGUUGGCAGGUGCGUGAGCGGAAGAAGUCAAAGCAGGCCCUGGAGCAGCAGGUGGGAGAGGUGAAGACCCAGCUGGAGGAGCUGGAGGAUGAGCUUCAGGCCACUGAGGAUGCCAACCUGUGGCUGGAGGGGAACCUGCAGGGAAGGUGGGAGGCCCAGAUGAAGCACUACAUGCAUGAGCUGGAUGACACACUGGCCUCCCGCGAGGAGAUCCUGGCGCAGGCCAAGGAGAACGAGAAGAAGCUGAAGAGCAUGGAGGCCCAGAUGAUUCAGCUGCUGGAGAUGGUCCAGGACCAAGGGGGCACUCAAG